AUGGCAACCAUGGUGAACAUGAACAGCCUCCUCAACGGAAAAGACUCUCGCUGGCUCCAGCUCGAAGUGUGCCGGGAGUACCAAAGGAAUAAGUGCUCGCGACCCGACAACGAGUGCAAGUUUGCGCACCCCCCGACGACCGUUGAAGUGCAGAAUGGAAGAGUCACUGCCUGUUACGACAGCAUCAAGGGCCGAUGUAACCGCGAAAAACCUCCCUGCAAGUACUUCCACCCGCCGCAGCACCUCAAGGACCAGCUACUAAUCAACGGGCGGAAUCACUUAGCACUUAAAAACGCCUUAAUGCAACAGAUGGGUCUGACGCCUGGCCAGGUGCUGCCUGGCCAGGUCCCUACCGUGGUGGGCGGCGUGAGCGGAGCAGGCGCGGCCGCGACCCAUCUCGCCGCCCUGGACCCGAUCAGUCUCGCCCUGCUCGCCCCGCAGGCUACAUCGCCGUAUCUGUCCGGCGUACCCGGUGUCGGUUCGACGUACGCGCAGUACUACACGCCCCAGCUGGUACCCGCCAUGCUGGGCCACGACCCCGCAGCGGCGGCGGCGUCUCCGCUAGGCGUCAUGCAACAACCUGUGUUGCAACAGAAACUACCCCGCACCGAUCGCCUCGAGAGUUGGUCGGUUACCGGGAUAGUAGUGAGUAGGAGGGAAAUAUGGCGGGCGCUGGCGCGAGCGCGGGCGCACGAGCGGCGACAUGGCUGGUGUAUGGUGGUGCAGGUGUGCCGGGAGUUCCAGCGCGGCGCCUGCAAGCGUGCAGAGUCCGAGUGUCGCUUCGCGCACCCGCCGCCGCCCGUCGUCGCCCACGACGACGGCUGUGUCACGGUGUGCAUGGACGCCGUCAAGGGCCGCUGCGUCCGCGACCCCUGCCGCUAUUUCCACCCUCCCCUGCACCUGCAGGCGCACCUUAAGGCGCAGGCGCGCGGCGCGGUACGCCACCAGGCUGCACGCUCUCGCCUCGCUCGAUCGCGCUCGCUUCACUUCUUCCGCUUAGUCACAGUUAAUUUUAAGAAACCAACUCGCCUCACACAGACGACUUUGUCGUUUCAACAGACAGACACUCACCGCUUUAAGUCUUCUAGGAAGGAUAUUAUGUGUAUUCAUGUGUAUUCUGUGCAUCUAUUACAUCGUUAUUGUUUCCGUCCCGUCCUGCGCCGCUUCGCUUCACCUAGACGGCCGGCGGAGCGCAGCAGGCGGCAGGGAGUGCGACUUCGGAGGCGGGAAAGAAACGGCCGGCGCCCGCCGAGCUCGAGCCGCCACCGGUACAACUGCCAGCUUUGCACGCUUGUUGUCCCUGUUCCCUCCAGCUCCUGGCUCCCGCACGCUUCCUAUGCGUUCCAUGGCGAGGCGCACGCGACGCGACACGGCCCCCCCCGCCCGUGUCGUGCCGCGUACGCCUGCACACGCCCCUUGCAAACGAGCCCGUCGACCUCCGCUCAACCAUCUUGUUUCUCGUUUCAGAUGGACAUGAAGAGCGUCGGAUCCUUCUAUUAUGAUAACUUUGCCUUUCCUGGUGUGGUAUCAUACAAACGCCCGGCUGCGGACAAAGCCGGCAUGCCCGUGUACCAGCCGCCGACGACUUAUCAGCAACUGAUGCAGUUGCAGCAGCCGUUCGUGCCCGUGUCAUGUGAGUACCCCGCGCCCGCGACGUCCGCCCCGCCGACCGCGGUGCCCGUCUCCGCACCGGCUAUGCCUCCUCCGCAGCCGGCGCCCGCGCCUCACCCGCCCCCGCAGCCCGCCCCGCCGCAGCCGGCCCUGCCCCCCACCUUGCCGCCCACUCUGCCACCACAACCGUCGGCGGCACCCUCACCGCCCUCGUCAUUGCCGGACUCCGCCACGCCCGACCCCGCUGCAGUCGCCAAAGAAGUGGCGCAGAAGAAUUAUGCCGCAGCUUUGGCUUUGGCGGCGCAACAGUCGGCCAUGGCUCACGCGGCCGCCGCAUAUACACAGCAAGCCUUUAAAGCGCGGGCCGCUAUGCCGGGGCUGAUGCGAGCGCCGCUGAUGAUGAGGCCGACGGGCUGGCCUACUCCGCCGAUGCCCAUGCAGUUCUACCAGCAGCCAUAUAUGUACGCCAUGCCGCCCCCGACUCCGCCCGCGGCAGCUGCGGCUGCGGCGGCGGCGGCGGCCGCUGCGGUCAAUCCUUAUAAGAAAAUGAAAACCACUUAA
Leptosia nina is the source of this 2172-nucleotide messenger RNA. NCBI's taxonomy places the organism in Eukaryota, Metazoa, Arthropoda, Insecta, Lepidoptera, Pieridae. The record is from the annotation of a GenBank genome assembly.